Lepidothrix coronata (blue-crowned manakin) is the source of this 1432-nucleotide messenger RNA. RefSeq names its product telomere repeat binding bouquet formation protein 2 (gene TERB2). The record is from RefSeq and is a predicted model, not a curated record. Gene Ontology annotation, cellular component: nuclear inner membrane. Gene Ontology annotation, biological process: meiotic attachment of telomere to nuclear envelope; homologous chromosome pairing at meiosis. The coding region runs from base 528 to 1154 and encodes 208 amino acids. The transcript has 6 exons. Lineage: Eukaryota; Metazoa; Chordata; Aves; Passeriformes; Pipridae.
CAGCAGACGGGAUAUCCUGAGAGAUAUCUUGGGAAGUUUGAAGCACGAAACAAGCCUCGUUUUUGCCUUAUAAAAUGCAAGCAAAUCUGCUGCAAGCCAGCUGUUUCCUGAGUCAACAAAAUAUGUGUGGUUUUGGGAGAAAAACUUCUAGAACAACUUAGGAUCCACAGGGCUCGAGUCCAGCUCCUGGCCCUGCACGGGACACCCCAACAAUCCCACCCUGUGUCCGAGGGCAUUGUCCAAACACUCCUUGAGAUCUGAUAGGUUUGGGGCCGUGACCGCUGCCCUGGAGAGCCUGUUCAGUGCCCGACCACCCUCUGGGGGAAGAAUUUUUCCCUCAUAUCCAGCCUAAACUUCCCCUGGCACAGCUCCAUGACGUUUCCUUCCGCCGUCCCGCCGCCGGGGUUUCCGCCACUGUCGCCUCUCAGGCUCCUCCCGCCUCGCCUCAGGGCGUUCCCGCCUCCCCUCAGGGCUGUUUCACCUCCUCUCAGGGCUGUCUCGCCUCCCCUCAGGGCUGUCCCGCCGCGAUGUUCCGAGGCCGCCGUGCCUGGUUCUCGCAGAGCGUCAGCCCCGGCCCUCGGGGGCUCUGGGUGGCCGGCGGAGGGGCACUGACCGACUGGCUGGAUGCCGAGUACCUCUUCAGCAGCGAUGCCACCCACCCUGACACACGUAGGUGGGUGAUGGAAGCAUUUGUCUGUGGCUUUAAUGUAUUUAGUGGGAAGUAUUUCCUGGAUACUGACAUCCUAUCAUUUGUUUUGUUCUUCUUGGCAGAAAUCAGAAGGAAAAUCGGCUGUUUUAUUUGGGAGCAGGUGGAUGUCCUUGAAGAAAAGCCCAACGGAAAUCCAACAGAGGAAGCGGAGGCGGUAAGAAAUGGCUGCGAGGAAGAACCUGAGGGGGAAGCGCUAGACCUGGACAAGAGCAGUGAAGAAACAGGCUCUGAAGCACCUUCCCAGGGGGAAUUUCCAUACCGUGCCCUCCAGAAAUACCCAAUGAAUAACAUGGUGACAGGCUACACCUCCUCCCGGGACAUGAAGAAAUAUGAAGGGGAGCUCCACGACUUCAUCCCCGGCACGUCAGGCUACACGGCCUACUGGGUUCAAACCAAAAUUAGCAUUUACUGUGAGAGGAAGACCAAAAUGAAGAGGAAAUUGUAAUGCAUAGGUGGCUGGAGCAGCAAAAACUUCCCUAUUUAAGAGCUGCCAGAGAGGAUUUAUAAAUUAUCUGACUGCAGCUCAACAUGUUCAAUGUGUAUUCAAACACUUGUUAAAUUUACUGCAAAUAUUUCAAGUAUUUACUGCAAAUAUUUCAAGUACCUAAAUUUCACAACAAACACAAAUAUAGACAUUUCUUUCCAAAACACAAAUCUUUUGUCAUUUUAUUCCUACCAGGAAGGGGGUUUAAGCUAUGGCUGUGAACAGUUUUCCUUGGAAGG